UCCACAUUUUCUCCUCUAAUAUUCUAUGAACAUAAUUUACUAACUGCGAAGUGAUUUAUAUUCAUAGUUCUGUUUUGUAGGUUACAGAUGCCAUUAUCCUUUGAAAAACUUUCUUUCCAAAUUUCUGUCAAUGGAAGGCAAAUUAUAUUAAGGUGAUGGGUGAAUAUUUUACUUUGAACCUUAAUGAAAAUGGAAUAUAAUGGUCAAAGGAAUCAUUUGCUCUUUGGGAUUCUGGAGUACUUGCCCUGUCUUUCAAAUAGCAUCCUUAUUCUUGGGGGGCAGAUUUUCUUGUUUCUUUGACUCCAACCACACAACUCUGGUUUGAACUUCAGUGUUUUUCAAUUACAUAGUUUCCACAACCCAAAGGUCCCCUACUCAAGGCACAUAGGUCAAAAUCCUUUCCAAGAAAGGGUCAUUUUUACUUUAUUGACUUCAUUAUCUUCUUCACAUUUGUAGAAAAGACAGUUGAACUCUGACCCAGAAAUGACUACUAAUAAGUGAGCAUCUCCAUUCAGUUUUAUUAGUCAUCACCUACAGCACAUUCACAAAUGAAAGGCCCUAAGACUGCACACCACAGAGCGGAAAACAAAUGAACAAACAUUGUCUUUUAGUUUCCCUUCAUGAGUUAUAGGCACAUUGCCAUUUGGCAGUUAGGAGCUGCAUUUUUUAAAAUAAUAUUUUUAUCUACAAACAGAAAAAAGUAUCAAUUCCUAUAAUAGAUUGGAAACUCUUUCCAAGACCAAAAAAAAUAUUGUGUUUCCUCCAAGGUGCUAUGGUCAGAAACCAAAUGAUUACCUGUACAGAAAAACAAUUGUUAAAUAAAUGGCAAUCACUGUAGAAAUUUCUGUUCUGAGUUUGUAACUUUAUGAGGAAGAUAGAAAUUUCUCUCACAUGGAUUAGUUAUAGCAAGACUUCCAAAUGAGGCUUAGGGGAAAAGGAACAAGAAAGGAGAGAAAAGAACACUUUGACCUGACAGGUGGGCAUUUUAGCCCUUACAGAGGGGCUUUGAAACAAAAAUUUUCUGAAGUCGUAAAGCAGAACACUUGGUGGCGCUGCAGGCUAAGAAAACGAAAAUCCCCAGAAAGCCUGCUUGUGAAAGCAGUGCCAUUUCUUUCCGCUGAGGAAGGAAGGUUUUCACAUUUCUGCCGACAGACCCCUCAAAGAGGCAGACACACCGUGUCCAGCAAUGUUAAACAGCAAAGAAGCUCAAAAUUAGUAGGCCAAGAUUCCUGAGUUGUUCACAGAGCAAUUCUAGUGUAACUGCUGCAUCUCUGGGACCUGAGGCACCAUGGAGACACCACGACUGAAAAGGCAAGUGACCGCCUUUGUCUGUCUGUUACUAUUGUGGGAGGCAGGCAGUGCGACCAUUAAGUAUUCGAUUCUAGAGGAAACAGACAGGGGCUCUUUGGUGGGCAACCUAGCAAAAGAUUUGGGAUUGGGUUUAAGGGAUCUGGUCAGCAGGGGCGCCCAGAUUCUCAACAAAGGGAACAAACAGCUCUUGCAGCUGGAACAGAAAAGUGGAAAUUUGGUUCUGAAAGAAAAAUUGGAUCGGGAGGAGUUAUGCGGGAGCAUGGACCCGUGCAUCCUACAUUUCCAGGUGUUACUAAAAAACCCAGUGCAAUUUAUUCAAGGGGAAAUACAACUCCAAGAUGUAAACGACCAUGCCCCAGAAUUCAUGGAAGAUGAAAUUCUCCUUAAAAUAGUCGAAAGCAGCCACCCAGGGGCCAAGUUUCCAUUGAAAAUAGCUCAAGAUUUGGACAUAGGUAGCAACACAGUUCAGAACUAUACCAUCACCAUCAACUCCCAUUUCCACCUUCUCACUGGCAAUCACAGGGAUGGCAGGAAAUACCCUGAGCUGGUGCUGGACAGAGCCCUGGACCGAGAGGAGCAGGCAGAGGUCAGACUAACACUCACGGCUCUGGACGGUGGGUCACCCACAAAGACUGGGACUACCCAGGUUCUCGUCGUGGUGCUGGACACGAAUGACAAUGCCCCGGAAUUUGCCCAGAGGAUCUAUGAGGUGCAGGUUCAGGAGAACAUCCCUGUGGGCGCACUUGUCCUCACUGUGUCCGCAAGGGACGCAGACGCUGGGACAAAUGGGGAGAUGUCAUACUCGCUUUUUCAAGCCUCAAAUCCAGUCCUCCGGGCUUUUGAAAUAAAUACAGACAACGGAGAAAUUAGAGUAAGAAAACUAUUGGACUUCGAGGAUAUUCAAUCUUACCGCAUGGAAAUCGAGGCCUCUGAUGGGGGAGGUCUUUCAGGGAAGUGCACGGUAGCAAUAGACGUGAUGGAUGUAAAUGACAACGCCCCUGAACUCAGCAUGUCAUUGCUUAUCAGUGACAUUCCAGAAAACGCUCCUGAAAGUGUAGUCGCCAUCUUUGGAAUUUCAGACCCAGAUUCUGGAGAGAAUGGGAAAAUGGUUUGCUCCACCCAAGAUCGUCUUCCCUUCCUCUUGAUACCUACUGAGGAAAAUUUCUACACCUUGGUAACGGAAGGUGCACUGGACAGAGAAAGCACAGCUGAGUACAACAUCACCAUCACAGUCACCGACCUGGGCACACCCAGGCUCACAACCCAGCACACCAUAACAGUGCAGGUGUCUGACGUCAACGACAACGCCCCCGCCUUCACACAAACCUCCUACACCCUGUUUGUCCAGGAGAACAACAGCCCCGCCCUGCACAUAGGCGCCAUCAGCGCCACAGACUCAGACUCAGGCUCCAAUGCCCGCAUCACCUACUCGCUGCUGCCAGCCCACGACCCGCAGCUGGCCCUGGACUCGCUCAUCUCCAUCAAUGCCGACAACGGGCAGCUGUUCGCGCUCAGGGCGCUGGACUAUGAGGCCCUGCAGACCUUCGAGUUCCGCGUGGGCGCCACAGAUCAAGGCUCGCCGGUUCUCAGCAGUCAGGCUCUGGUGCGCGUGCUCGUGCUGGACGCCAACGACAAUGCGCCCUUUGUGCUCUACCCGCUGCAGAAUGCAUCUGCGCCCUGCACAGAGCUGCUGCCCAGGGCGGCCGAGCGAGGAUACCUGGUCACCAAGGUGGUGGCUGUGGACUGCGACUCUGGCCAGAAUGCCUGGCUGUCGUUCCAGCUGCUCAAGGCCACUGAGCCAGGGCUGUUCAGCGUGUGGGCUCACAAUGGCGAGGUGCGCACCUCCAGGCUGCUGAGUGAGCGCGAUGCUCCCAAGCACAGGCUGCUGCUGCUGGUCAAGGACAAUGGCGACCCUCCCAGGUCUGCCAGUGUCACUCUGCAUGUGCUGCUGGUGGAUGGCUUCUCUCAGCCCUACCUGCCUCUGCCCGAGAUGGGGCGCGAACCUGCACAAGGCGAGGAUGCACUCACGCUGUAUCUGGUCAUCGCCUUGGCAUCUGUGUCUUCGCUCUUCCUCCUGUCUGUGCUGCUGUUUGUGGGGGUGAGGCUGUGCAGGAGGGCCAGGGCCACCUCUCGGGGUGGCUGCUUUGUUCAGGAGGGUCUCUUUCCUGGCCACCUGGUGGAUGUCAGCGGAGCAGGGACUCUGUCCCAGAGCUACCAGUAUGAGGUGUGCCUGACAGGAGGUACUGGGACCAAUGAGUUCAAAUUUCUUAAACCAGUACUUCCCAACUUCUUGAAUGAAGGGGCCUAUAGGAAUGGCGAGGAAAUUUCCAAUUUUAGGGAUCAUUUGGGGAUUAGCUAGAAAUCAUACUUUGACCUCGUGUGAUGAAUUGCAGUCUCCACUGAUGCAUCAUGCGUAGGCUUCCAAUUUUUCACUCACUGUAAAGUGAGAAUUAGUGUGUUACUAAUCAUAUAUAUAUGUAUAUAUAUAUAUGUAGCUGCUUCUAAUUGUUGACAAUUUUUUUCAAUUUUGUUAGCCAAGAACACAAAGUAGCUGCCAUUUUUUCUUUCUUGAUGGUAUUAUUUUCAUCACUCUUUUUAAAAUGUUACAGAUGUUUUCAGGUCCCCAGUAUUUAAGCCUGUGCAUUGAUUUCCUAUAAUCAAAGGAUUCGUGUUUCAAAAGAUAUCCUUAUCGUUAGUGUGAAUUUAACGCUAUUGUGAACUAUGGCUUUCAGUCUUUAAAAUAAUUUUCAAUUAUGUGAACAUUUCUGUGUUCUUCUAAAUCCUACGAAUCUGCCACCUGGUCUCAAGAACCCUAUUUUUUUUCAAAUGAACCGUUGGUCAAUCAGGAUUAUGUUUUUAAAUGGGGGUAUUUUCUUUCAAAAUAGAUAAAUUUAAUUAAGUCAUCUUUUGGCAUUCUGAAAAACUUUGGUCUACCAAAAAGUGACAGAGUUAUUGUGCUUAAUUUUCUGUAAAUGGUUUUGUUGUGUAGAUGUUUAUUCUCAUUCUUUUAACAUGAUAUAAUCUUCAUAAUUAUUACAUACACAGUAAGUACAAAGAAGACACAUUAGCAUGCUUUCACCAGAAAGUUUUCAUCACAUCAGCAUCAUUAUAAAAUAUAUCUACUGGAGUUUUGGGUGUAGCUCAAUGAAAGAACAUGUGCUUAGCAUGCAUGUCACCGGAGAUCCAGGGACCAGCAUAAAAAAAAGAAUAUGUGAGUAAUAUCUUCACAUGAAUGUGAGACUUAAAUGAGAGCAGCUCUCUAAAGAUGAAUUACAAUAAACUUGUAUAAUUUAAACUGUCAGGGGCUUGAAAGGUGACUCAGUGUUUAAUAUUCUUCUGAGGACCCCAUUUCAGGUCCCACCACCCAUAUCUGGUGGUUCAAAUAGACUUUAAUCCCAGCUAUGUGGAGCUCCAAUACCCUCUUCUGGUGGCCAUCGGUAGCCACACAGAGAGAACUAAUAUUAAUUAAUAGAUGUUAUAACUUAAAUAGUUAUUGAAAUUCAGUAGCUUAGCCAUUUGGUCUUUGGCUUCUCCUUGAUAAAAGACUUCUAAAUAACUGACAUUUAUUAUUGUCCUGCCAAGUUUCUUCAAAAACUGCUCUAGGUUAUAAAAUUGGUUGCAUAUGUCUGUUCAUCAUAUUCUUUCACCAUCCUUUGUUGUAUCAAUUGCAGUGUUUCCAUUCUCAUCUCUGAUUUUUGUUUUUCUUUUCCUUUGAGUAAAGAUCUGUUCUUGGUUGUCUUCAUCUUUGUGAGUUAUUCAGCCUCUUGAUUGCUUGCUUCUGCCCUACUAGUUGUUUCAAUUUAUUAACUUUGAACUUGUUUUUUCUUGUCCUCUUCAUCCUUUGAAAUACAAUGAUAGACUGUUUAUUUUGGAGCUUUAUUUUUUGGUGGCAGUAUUGGUUGAUAUACAUUCCCCUCUUAGUACUGCAUUUGCUGUGUCUGAUAGAUUUUAGAGUAGUGUGUUCAUUUUCAUUUGUUUGAUAGAAUUUUUAUUUUAAUCUUUGAUAGAGUUCAAAAAUAGGUUGCUUAUGUUUAAAUUUUCUGUUCCUUUCUUUUAAUAUAUGGUCUAACGUACUCUAGGGUGUCCUCAAACUCACUUCAAUGGCCAUGGUGGCACUUAACUUGAGAUCUCACUUCAGUGUACCAAGUGCUGGGAUUACAUACUAGUGCUACCCACACAGUUUAAUUUUUCUUUGUUCUAAUUUCUAUGUUUUAUUUUGAUUUUUACCAGAAUGUAGAUCUUCUCCAGCUAUUUUUUUAUUCUUCUGAUUAAAAUUUCAGUCUCUGAUAUCAUAGUUUUGUUUUCAAACAGCUCAUUCAUUCUCUAUGGAUGUUUCUUUUUAUAGCAACCCUUAAGUUUUAAAUUUUUGCUGAUAUUUAACUAAUGAAUGAUUAUAUUCUUCUAGUGGUUUGCAUAUAUGUAUACAUGUAUGUCUAAUUAUUACCAUUAUCAACAUUGAGAAUGAUUUCAUCACUCCUAAAAUGAGUUAAGGGAGAGAAUUAAAAUGAACUGACUAAUUCAAAUUGAAAGGAAUUCCUGGCUUCCUUCCUUAUGCCCUAAUCACCAACGUUAUCUUAUCUCCUGCUUCAUUUCAACAGACGUAGACCUUUAAGAAUGCUUAUAGAUGAACUAUUUCCUGAAUUCUUACAUUACCGAGAAGUAUGGUUUAGCUGGGUAUAAAGUUCUUCAGUCAACUUUCUGAAGAUAUGUGCUGACAACCAAAUUCCUUUGAAAGAGCAGCGUGUGUUCUUUUAGCUACUGAGUCAUUUCCCAGAGCCCUCCUCAAAGAUUUUUAAUGAAAACAUUUUAUUGAAUAUACUGUAAGAGGAUAAAUGGACUGGGUUGGAAGUAUAGACUCACUUGUGUUUUAUACGAAUAUGGCAAAGAACAUCUUUCUGUGGUCAGAUGACAAAAUUUCUUUUCAUGUAGUUUCCAAGCAUGUAAGUAGUGCCACAAGAAGGAAUGCAUUAGUUCCUGGUGUACAUUACAGGAUGUUAGUAUGAACUACAGUGAAUGUUAUUUCCAGUUUUAAUUUGAGGUUCAGCAUUGGGCUCUAGACUUCAUUCUGCUCUGUGGUGCCAUUACAGUCUGGUCUAAUCUGGCCUGACUGCCAUUACCAUUUCCAGAGGAGUCUGGAGACAUGUAGGGAUACAGAACAGAAUAAAAUGUGUGUUAAUGGUCCUUCAAGAUACAGGAGUUGCCACCAUGCCUAAGAAGCUAAGUUUGAUCUCCAGGUCUCACAUGCAUUAAGGAUACCAAACUGGGAAGGAAACCUGACAACUGAUUGACCUCACUACUUGCCCAGAGUAAGUAGAGAUGAAGUCAAACCUGGACUGCUGAUCAACCUGUUUCUUUGGAGGAGAAGGGUGGAGAAGAGGGAUUGAGAGCAAAGAAGGGAGAAAAGGUUCAAAGGAGUAGUGAUGCCAAAGGUUUCAAAGAAGGACAACUGGUAGACCUUGUCACAUGCCAGAAGUGAGUGGAGAUCAACCUGGCCUGGACGGCUAAUGAGUCUUGCUCUUGAGUAGGAGAGGGAGAAGGAGGAGAGAAGACCUCCUCAGAUGUUUUUACAUUAGUUCUUUCAUCACAAUUUGUCCAUUCAUCUACAGUUAGCUAAACUAUAAGUGAUUUAUUUCAAUAAGUACUCAUAAAUAUUGAUAUGCUUAUUAUUCUUUACUGUUUGAUGAAUCAUUUUCUCUGUAGUUGAACAAUAUAAAUUGGGUAAAAUAUUGAGCCAAAAUUGCUUUUUUCACAACAUUCCUCAGUUACAUUGUGUAUAAAAUGUUUCUUGGAGGUCUGGAGCCUCUGUGUUUUAACUUGGAGGCCAAACCCAGCAAGUAUUUUGCCACUGAGUGCAUUCCUACCAUGGACUACCUUCCUGUUAUGGUUAGUAUUAUAAAUUUAACAGGAUCUAGACUCACUUAGGAUACAAGCCUUCAGAUACAUCUGUAAGGUGUAAUACAGGUUAAGUAAGACUUUGAGAAUUCCUGUUGGGAGAUUAUGUUGAUUGCAUUACUUGAGCAAUGAAGGCCUACCCACUGCGGGUAGCACAGUUCUGUUUCUGGGAUCCUGCGUUAGAUGAGUGGAAAAAAACGAAGCUGAACUGAAUCACUCCUCUAUUCCUCUCUGCUUCCUUGCUGUGGGUGUCAUGUGACCAGCUGCUUCAUGCUCCUGCCACCUUGAAUACCCCAGCAUGAUGGAUGAUAGCCUGGAAAUGUGAGCACAAAUAAACUGUCUUAAGUGGCUUUUGUCAAGGUAUUUCACCACAGUAGCAAGAAAAGUAGUGACAACACUCCAUUCUCUUUUUGAAGAUUAUUACCUUUUCUUUUAUAAUGCUUAUUAAUUUGUUCUUGUGUCUGACAAUUACUAACUGAGACAUCUCCCUAGCCUUAUUCAUGCAUUUUAUGAGUAUAUGCUGUCUGCAUGUGUACAGCAUGUGUGUAGAGCUCAUGAAGACCAGAAGGGGCAUCAAACACCCUGGAACUGGAGUUACAGGUGUUUGUGAGUUCCUGAUGGGAGUGCUUGAAACUGAUUCUGUGUUCUCUUCAAGAGAGCAAAAGAUCUUAAAGACCAAGCCACCAUUCUAACCAUAUUGUCAUAUUAUGAUUAUUGUAAUGAUAAUUUUUGAAACUGAGAAUACCUUUCAAUAUGAUACAUAUUUUGACUAUGCCAUUUAUAUAGUAAGUAUAAUGGUCUACAACUUGUCUGGUAUUUCCAAUCUUUAAAGUUGCUGUGGGCUUAUUUAUGCUUCUUCAAGUUUGUGCUGUCUUUAUUUCUUUGUGUGACUCAUGUGGCUGCUUUCCCUUUAAGCCCUUUAAGGCAUUUACAUGUUGUAUCUACAACUAUCUGUGACUACACAUUUCAUUUUUUUCUUUUUGCUUGUCUUUUUUUCCUGAUUUACUUGACAAAUCAGUGAUCUCUCCUCUGUAGCAUGCAGUAAUAUUCACAGAUAGAGCUCUUUCUUUGGUGGGCUUAAAAGAGACUCUGUACACAUAGAUUAGUAAUAAUUGUGAAAAUGUCCUAAUUACACUUUAAAACUUAUUUUGAGUGCCUAUUAGGGUUGAAACACAGGUAUUCCUGGAAUUUGAACUUAGGUUUUCAGCUGUGGUGGCAGGCACAUUUGCUGGCUAAACCAUUUUGCCAUACCUAUGUUUAGUUCACAUAUAUUAGUAAACUUAAAAAUUACAGUACAAGUUGGGAGCAAUACCAACACUGGGGAGUCAGAUGAAAGUGGAUCAAGGUUUUAAGGCCAUCCUGGGCUACAGAGCAAAUCUGAGUUCAGUCUUGGGUAUAAAAUAUCUUGUCUCUAAUAAAACCUUAAUUAAAUGUC
This is a messenger RNA of Mesocricetus auratus (golden hamster), 8638 nucleotides long. Its product is annotated as protocadherin beta-14. The record is from RefSeq and is a predicted model, not a curated record. Gene Ontology annotation, molecular function: calcium ion binding. The transcript has a single exon. The coding region runs from base 1289 to 3670 and encodes 793 amino acids. Gene Ontology annotation, biological process: homophilic cell-cell adhesion. Gene Ontology annotation, cellular component: plasma membrane. Lineage: Eukaryota; Metazoa; Chordata; Mammalia; Rodentia; Cricetidae.